CUUUCCUGCUCUGAAGGAAGCAACAACAGACCCUCUCAAACCGAGCAUUUCACCGCAGAGCAGAGAGGAGGAGAAGAGGGACCACAGUGGAGACAAUCUGGGGAGGAUCUGUGGACAAAAAGAGUGAGGAACAAACAAAAGGAGAGGGGAAAACUCCUGGAAAAGCUCAGAGCUCAGCCGGCGUCCUCUGCACCGUGAGCUGAAGAUGGUGUGUCUGUGCUGGCUGUUGGUGGUGAUGGUGGCAUGCGUAUGCAUCCCGGGGUUUGGGUCGGCGUGCUGGGACAGCUCCAUCUGCAAAAACCUGAGCAACAAAGGGAGGAUACUGGACUGUGUUCAGUUCUGCAUGUCCGUGAUCCAGACUGAGAUCCCAGAGCUCAGUGGGUUUACUGUGAAGGUCAACGACGACGACAACCUCCUGCUCAACAUCAUUCUGGCUACUCUGGCUUCUGAAAACAAAAUACCAGAGUCAGAUGUUAAAGCUCACAGCGACGGGAGACGCUCCUACUCCAUGGAGCAUUUCCGCUGGGGGAAACCCGCCGGGGGCAAGAUGCAAGACGGAAAACUGAGGGGCCACAGCAACGAGAGACGCUCCUACUCCAUGGAGCAUUUCCGCUGGGGGAAACCAUCCGGCCGUAAACGCCGACCUGUGAAAGUGUUUGCCUCUUCUCUGGAGGGAGGAGGCUCCUUCGAGGGCAGCUUCCCUCGUAAGGCUCGCAGGCAGCUGAGCAGUGACGAGGAUGAAACAAAGGGGGAUUUUAAAGGAAGUCAUCAAAAUCAGGGAUUGCUGAGGGCCAGGGCCAGCUCCAAGUCACAAGGGCCGCUGAGCCUGCAGGAGAGGAAAGACGGAACCUAUCGCAUGAAUCACUUCAGAUGGGGCAGCCCACCUGCAUCGAAACGCAACGGCAGCUUUAUGAAGCUGUGGGAGGCCAAACCUCAGGGGCAGCUGGCCAAGUUGUUCAGGAACAUUAUAGUCGAGGAUGUGCAGAGGAUAAUAUAAUAAAUGGAGGACGGAGCAAGGGAAGGAGAAGAAUAGAGUCUAAUAGCCAUUGCAUGUUAGUGCCUACGUGUCUUAAUUUUAAAUCACAGAAAUAUGUUGCUAUCUUUAGCAUGUUGUUGAAUGUCUUUUCUUAAAGAUGAAAAAAAAAAUCAAGGCAGUGUUAUGUUGAAUAAAAACACUGAUGCACCCAC
Messenger RNA from Amphiprion ocellaris (clown anemonefish), 1188 nucleotides. RefSeq names its product pro-opiomelanocortin. Gene Ontology annotation, biological process: neuropeptide signaling pathway. Gene Ontology annotation, molecular function: neuropeptide hormone activity. Bases 206 to 997 code for a protein of 263 amino acids. The transcript is spliced from 3 exons. NCBI's taxonomy places the organism in Eukaryota, Metazoa, Chordata, Actinopteri, Pomacentridae. Gene Ontology annotation, cellular component: extracellular region. The record is from RefSeq and is a predicted model, not a curated record.